UUCAAACCCCUUUCAAAGUCCAAACAGGCCCUUAAAUCUUUUGAGCUGCAAGCCUGCAACAGGGGUUUUAGGCUUUUAGCUCAAAUCAGGGUUUAAGACUUUGCUAUAUUCCUUUUCUUAAAUUUCAAAGUCAUGGAACUCAAUUUUCAAAUUAGAGAUUUUUGUUAUCUGGGUUCUUUAAGAUUUUCAAUUUUGUCAAGUGGGUCAGUAGAAAAUUUUGAUCUUUCUCACCACAAAUCUCUCAGUUUGAUUCACCACUAGUGUGUGUAUAUAUGUAAGUAUAUACACUAAUAUGAUACUGAGAAAGCUUAAAUUUGAUGGAUUUACUAAAACAGUAAGGCAAUUUGGAGCCUGCCCUUUGGAAGUGAAUACUAGGAAUCUUUCAAGCGAGCAUAACACUUUGUGUUUUUCGUUAGCUGAUCAGCUUAUUCGUUGCGGUUCAGUAGCGUCUGCGCAGAAGGUUGUGAGGAGAAUGAUUAAUAAUUGUUUGACAGUCUCCGAGGCAUGUUCGGUUGUGGAUUUUGCAGUUAGUAGAGGUAUGGAACUUGAUUGUUGUAGUUAUGGUACCCUUAUAAGUAAACUUGUGAAUUCAGGUGAAAUGCGGAUGGCUGAAUCAUUGUUUGUAGAUAGAAUAAAUAGUAGAUGUAUUGAUUGUAACGGGUCUUUGUUGAAUUUGAUGGUAGUUUGUUAUUGUAAACUAGGAAAAAUAGAGGAAGCGAAAUCAGUGUUUGAUAGGCUCGUUUCAGGGUUAUAUGUUUUGGAUAAAGGUUCUUGUUUUGCUCUUUUAAGAGAGCUUUGUAUGGGAGAUAGAGUCUUGGAGGCAUUUGAUUAUUUCCGUAGGAUAGAUGAUAAAGGAAUUUUUUUGGCAUUUUGGUGUUAUAAUAUUCUGGCUGAUGGAUUGUGUUAUAGGGGUUACUUGGAUGAAGCUAUAUGUCUUUUUGAUAUGAUGUGUCAUAGAGGGAUACGACCUAGUGCUUAUUUUUGCAAGUCAUUAGUGUUUGCCUUUUGUUCAAGGGGUCGGAUUGAGGUGGCUGAGUUGUUAUGUAUGAAAAUGGAGUCUUUUGGUUAUGUUUUGGACAAAACUAUGUACACUUCCGUAAUUCGUGAAUAUUGCAGGAGGAGGAAAAUGAAAAUGGCCUUAAGAGUUUUCUUUAGGAUGCUCAAGAUAGGGUGUGAACUGGACACCUACAUUUACAACACUUUGAUAUACGGGUUUGGUAAUUUAGGUAGGUUUGAUGAGUGCUGGGCGUUGUGUAACCAGAUGGUGGAAUCGGGUUUAAAACCUGACACUGUGACCUAUAGUGUUAUGAUAAAUAAUUACUGUAAGAAAAAGAAAGUUGAUAAUGCACUCACGAUAUUAAAUAGAAUGAGUCAUUCUGGUCCUUCACCAUCAGUCCAUUGUUUUACAGUCCUAAUAGAUGCCCUUUAUGAGGCAAAUAGGAAUGUUGAGGCCGAAGAAUUGUACAUCAAGGUGCUGAAGAGUGGGGUUACCCCGGAUCAUGUUUUAUUUUUUACACUGAUGAAGAAAUGUGAGAGAGGGAAAUGGCUUCAUCUUGUUCUUAUGAUUUUACAGGCAAUUGCAGAGAAUGGCUGCGGGAUUGACAUUUCAUCUUCAUCCAUAUCGGGUAAUUCAAGAUCUAAGAGUGACUUGGAACUCGAAAUAAACCAUUUGUUAAGGGAGAUACUGGGAUGCAACAUGCCUCUAGCUAGCAUGGCCUUCAGCAUAUAUGUCAGUGCUCUUGGCAUGUCUGGAAAUAUUGAUGCUGCUCUCCAUUGCAUAGAUAAAAUGCUGAGUCUUGGAUGCCAACCUUUGCUCUUUGCAUUUAACUCUGUGAUCAAGGGCUUUUGUCAAGAAGGAUAUGCUAAGCAGGCCAACUGUCUGAUUGAGCUCAUGCAAGAUCAGGGUAUUCUCCCGGAUCUUACAACUUAUCUAAUAAUGAUUGAUGAGUACUCCAAGCGAGGUGACAUGCCAUCAACCUUUGAUAUUAUCAAUCAGAUGGAAGCUAGGGGACUACAACCUAAUGUUGCUAUCUACGACUCCAUCAUAAAUGGUUUAAGCGGGGAAAAAAGAAUAAAUGAUGCAAAAUAUAUGUUUAAUAGGAUGGUUGAGGCUGGCGUUGCUCCUGAUGACAUUUUGUUUAUCUCAAUUACUAAAGCCUUCUCUCAGAGUGGAAAAGCAAGAGAAGCACAUCAAAUCUUUGAUAAUAUGGUGGAGUACGGUUUUCAGCCCAGUUGCCAGGUUUACAGUGCUCUUAUAAGUGGGUUCGUUAAGAAAAAUAUGACUGAGAAGGGUUCUCACUACCUUGAUAGAAUGUUGGCAGAUGGUUUUUUGCCAAAUAUUAUGCUUUAUACUUAUCUUAUAAGUCAGUUUCUGAAGAAAGGAGAGAUUACAUUUGCUUUUGGAUUAUUUGAUUUGAUGAAGAGAAGUCAGAUUAAACCUGACCGUGUAACCUAUAUUACACUGCUCAGUGCUGUAUGUAACAAAACAAUGUUUUUGGGGAAAAGAUGGCCCACAUCAAAUACCAAAUUGAAAAUGGGGCAGGAAAUGUUGUACCAAUUGCUCAGUCAGAGACUUGUUGUGCCUAGGGUUACGAAAUGUAGUAUGUGGUUUAUUACACGAAGGGAACUGAUACUAUUUGCACUGAAUUUGAUCAAAAAAGAAGCAGCUACCUUCAUGCCAGAUGUGUACCUAUAUAACUGCAUGAUUUCUGGAUUUUGUUGGAUAAGCGAGAUGGAGAUUGCAUAUAACUAUGUUGCUCUGAUGAAAAGAGAUGGUGUGCACCCAAAUAUUGUGACUUUUACAAUUCUCAUUGAUGGGCAUAUUCGAGUAAAUGAAAUUGACCGAGCGGUUGCUCUUUACAACAAAAUUAACGGAGAUGGUUUUGUUCCAGAUAAAACCAUGUAUAAUACUUUGAUAAGAGGUCUUUGCAAUGCUAGAAGACCAUUUUGUGCAUUGGCACUUUCAGUCACAAUGCAUAAAAGAGGGUAUUCCCCUUCGGAGGCUUCAUAUGAGAGGUUACUUGGUUGUUUCUUUGCUUGUGGUUUGAGCAUCAGUGCCUUAAAAAUCUUUGAAGAUAUGCUUGCCCAUGGCUACAAACCUUGCCGUUACAAUCUUAACCGUUUGUACGCCAUGUUACAUGAUAACAAAAGUUGUGAUGAUGCCUAAUCCCACAGUCGGUCUUAUUCUUUUGGUCCAGUCACUUUCUCCGUCAAUUUAAAAGUACUUGCCUUCAGAAUUAUAAACGGGUAGAAAUUCCAUCCACACUUGGCAAUUAAAUCCUCCUACUCGAUUACAAACAAGUUGCACGUUAAGUUUCAGGACGCUUUCGCAAAUUGCAGUUUGGUAGACUGCCAUCACACUAUAUGUCCUCUCAGCGGCAAAACAUUCCAGGAGGCACUAAAAAGAUUAAUCGGAGGAUGAUGUUUUGCCGCAGUGAUGGUGUGGUUUGUAUUUCUCAUCUAUAGGGCACCACAUUAACCCUUUUUGAAGAAAAUGAGAGCUACAUUCAUGGACCAAGGGAGUGAAACAACUCCCAAGUAUAAGUACUUCCUUUGAACCCUAAUUCGCAGCUUACUCUUCAUUGCUCAGAGUUCAAAAUUCUUUGCUCCGGUUUCACUAUGCAAUUGUAUCGUCUAUCAAAGUUUAGAAUCAAGUUGCUCAGUAAGUUUCAGGGUGGACUUUGCUAAAAGUUGAAAAACUACCGCAGCUCGUCAAAUGUAAACAUCUACUUUCUUGGCAGGCGAAGAGCCAUUGUGUGCCCUUGGUUUACCCUGAAAUCCAUGAAUAGUAGUAUGCAUUAUCUGAUGUAGGAUAAUGGGCUAAGAAAGGGUCAGAAACAAGGAGAUAACACCUAUCUCAACAGAGAAUUGGCCGAGACGCAAAUAAAUUUUCAGUUUCACCCGGUAAUCAUGAAUUCAUAGUGCUCAACUCUAAUAAAUAAUGAAGAUUACAAUUUUUCAGUAGAUAUACAAAAUUUCAGAAGAAGUAAACCUAGGGAAAAAGGAAACUAAUCCAGACUAGGAAGUACUACAUCUUACUCAUCUACCGUGAUAUAUCUUAAUUCUAGAAUAUGUAUUCCUGAUUAGAUAGCAAAAUAUUUAGUUACAACUACACUUGUAUCCUUAUAAUAAUAUAAGAUUAUUAAUGUUAAUUUAAAUCUUCUUGCCAUUAGUAUUUGUUCACCGAAGAUGAUAUGGUAGAGUUGUAGGGAUGGCAAUCGGGUCGGAUCGGGUUGGGUUUAAUGAAAUCCAUAUCCAAUCCGUUAUAUUUCGGGCCGGGUCGGGUUCGGGUUUGGAUAUUAAAAUGUAAAUCCAAAUCCAAUUCGUCGGGUUUUUUCGGAUUUUGGAUUGGAUUUGGGUUUCAACUGGAUAUCUUAAAAAAAUAUUUAAAAAUAAAAAAAUGACAAACCUAUCAGGAUAAUUAAGUUUUUUUUUCAAAAUUAUGAUUAUUGGAUGGGAUUAUAUUUAUUUAAUUUAGAACAAUAUAAACUUAUACCA
Molecule: messenger RNA, 4497 nt
Organism: Daucus carota subsp. sativus
Lineage: Eukaryota; Viridiplantae; Streptophyta; Magnoliopsida; Apiales; Apiaceae
Product: pentatricopeptide repeat-containing protein At5g62370
Exons: 6
Coding region: 293-3166 (957 amino acids)
Molecular function (GO): protein binding
Source: RefSeq, a predicted model, not a curated record